AUGAAGAAGACGGUACUGAUAAUGUUGCUUCUGCUUGUACUGCUGAGUCAUACCGUCUGCAAGAGACAUUCUACUGUCUGUUCCAUAAAUGAUGAUGACCUCCUUCCUAUUUCUCAUGAAUUUUAUCAGCCGGGUGACCUUCUCAUUGGUUAUAUCGUCUCUCACAUCUUCUUGGUUUAUGACUCUCCCUCUUUCUUAUACCAACCUAAAGGGAUGUUGAGUAAAGAGCCUAUGUCUGUGACGAAGAACUACCAACUUCCCCUAGCCUUGGUGUUUGCUGUAAAAGAGAUCAAUGAGAAUCCCAACAUCUUACCAAACAUCAGUUUGGGGUUUCACAUCCUCAACUGCAACUCCCUUGCACAAAUCACCUAUAAGGCCACUCUGAGCCUCCUUUCCACACAUGAGCGAUUUGUUCCCAACUUUCAGUGUGAUAUUCAAAGAAAUGUGAUGGCUGUCAUUGGAGGAUAUCUCCCGGAAACCACGGUCCAUAUGGCUGACUUUUUAUCCAUCUACAACAUUCCACAGCUCACAUAUGAAUCAUUUUUCCCAAGACAAGCUGGCAAAAUACGCUUUUUUUCCUUGUACCAAAUGGUCCCAGAUGAAACCUUUCAGUACAUGGGAAUUGUACAUUUACUUCACCGUUUCAGAUGGACAUGGAUUGGUCUCAUUGCUGUGGAUGAUGACAACGGGGACAGAUUUCUACAGACAAUGGUGCCUUUGCUGUCACAGAAUAAUAUCUGUUAUUCCUUUAUACUAAGAACACCAAAAAGGACAUAUAAGGAUGAAUUUAUAAUACUGCUUUACAGGUUGCAGGAACAAUACCCUGUUCUUCUAGAGAGUAAAGCCACUGUCUAUGUCGUAUAUGGAGAACCUCCAACAAUGCACAUUCUAAGAAUGUUUCUCUAUGCAUCAGAAAACUUGCCGCUUGGAGGUAAAGUAUGGAUUGUGACAUCCCACUGGGACUUUGAAUCUUUGUCCAUACAAAGAAUUUGGGAUGUAGAAACCUUCCAUGGUGCCAUAUCCUUUGCAGUUCACUCCAAUCAGCCCCCAGGAUUCCAAAAUUUCCUUCAGCUUAUAAGACCUUUCUGGGCAAAAGGAGAUGGUUUUAUCCGGGAAUUCUGGGAGCAGGCAUUCAGCUGUUCUUUCAAAAUUUCCAGCCUACAUGAAGAGAAUGAGAGGGCCUGUACUGGGGAAGAGAAGCUUGAGAACCUUCCUGGGAUGUUGUUUGAAAUGCGCAUGACUGGCCACAGCUACAAUGUCUACAAUGCUGCCUAUGCUGUGGCACAUGCUUUGCAUGCCUUCUACAUAGCCAGAUUCCAGCAUCGAAGAUUGAUUGAUGGCAGUAGGAAGGCAUUUCAGAAUGUGCAGCCAUGGCAGCUCCAUCAUUUUCUAAGAAGCAUGUCCUUCAACAACAGCGCUGGGGAUGCUGUGCAGUUUAAUGAUAAUGGAGAAUUAGUGGAAGGUUUUGAUGUUACAAAUUGGAUCACUUUCUCAAACGGGUCUUUUAUUAGAGUAAAAGUAGGAAGACUGGCUCCUCAGACUCCUCAUGGCCAAGAAUUAACCAUUAAUGAUGAUCUAAUUAUCUGGCAUAGAAGCUUCAACAAGGUUCUGCCGCUUUCUAAGUGUAAUGACAACUGCUAUCCAGGCUACAGCAGGAAAAAGAAGGAGGGAGAGAAAUUUUGUUGCUAUGAUUGUGCCCCAUGUCCAGAAGGAAUGAUCUCUGAUCAAAUGGAUUCAAAUGCCUGUGUCAGAUGUCCAGACGACCAGCAUUCAAAUGAGGAACACAAUCAAUGCAUUCCCAAGUUUAUGACCUACCUUUCUUACAAAGAACCUCUAGGGAUCAUCUUAGCUAUAUUGGCGGUUUCUUUUUCUAUGGUCAUAGCUUUGGUGCUUGGAAUAUUUAUGAUGUUCCGGGAUACACCCAUCAUCAAAGCCAAUAACCGGAGCCUCACCUACAUUCUCCUCAUCUCUCUCUUGCUUUCCUUCCUCUGCUCUUUUCUUUUCAUCGGACAGCCUGGGAAGGUGACCUGCCUUCUCCGACAAACGUCUUUUGGCAUCAUCUUCUCUGUAGCCCUCUCCAGUGUGCUGGCCAAAACUAUCACAGUGGUUCUGGCUUUCUUGGCUACAAAACCAGGAUCCAGAGUGAGGAAAUGGGUAGGGAAAAGAAUGGCAAAUUCUAUUGUCCUUUCCUGUGCCUUGGUUCAAGCAGGACUUUGUACUCUUUGGCUAAGUACUUCCCCUCCAUUCCCAGAUAAGGACAUGUUCUCACUGAAUGAGAAAAUCAUAGUGAAAUGUAAUGAGGGAUCAGUUGCCAUGUUUUACUGUGUCCUGGGCUACCUGGGCUUGCUGGCCACCGUCAGCUUCACAGUGGCCUUCUUUGCCAGGAGAUUACCGGACAGUUUCAAUGAAGCCAAAUUUAUCACUUUCAGCAUGUUGGUCUUUUGCAGCGUUUGGCUGUCCUUUGUUCCAACUUACUUGAGCACGAAAGGGAAACACAUGGUGGCUGUGGAGAUCUUCUCCAUCUUGGCCUCCUCUGCUGGUUUACUGGUAUGCAUAUUUUUCCCUAAAUGCUACCUCAUUAUUCUGCACCCUGAGAUGAACAACAGGGAUCAAUUAAUAAGAAGGAAAAAAUGA
Molecule: messenger RNA, 2634 nt
Organism: Eublepharis macularius
Lineage: Eukaryota; Metazoa; Chordata; Lepidosauria; Squamata; Eublepharidae
Product: vomeronasal type-2 receptor 26-like
Exons: 6
Coding region: 1-2634 (877 amino acids)
Biological process (GO): G protein-coupled receptor signaling pathway
Cellular component (GO): membrane
Molecular function (GO): G protein-coupled receptor activity
Source: RefSeq, a predicted model, not a curated record